This is a messenger RNA of Aphis gossypii (cotton aphid), 937 nucleotides long. RefSeq names its product ejaculatory bulb-specific protein 3. Bases 176 to 688 code for a protein of 170 amino acids. NCBI's taxonomy places the organism in Eukaryota, Metazoa, Arthropoda, Insecta, Hemiptera, Aphididae. The transcript has 2 exons. The record is from RefSeq and is a predicted model, not a curated record.
GCGAAUCGGUUGAACUAUUCCAUCGGUUGAUCCGUUACUUUUGCACUAAAUCCCAUGUUAAACAGUCGUCAGAACUUAAUACGUAUAGAAAUAGGUCUAAUCAAAUAAAAAUAUAUUGAUAAACUGUUGAGUUCAUUUUUCGGUUUUGUAAACGAUUUAAUGUAAGCAUAGCCACAUGAAUAUUUUAACGAUUUUUUGUUAUGUAACUGUGAUGUGCGACACUCAAGUCAAGCCGGCUGUGAGCGCACAAAGAUUGCAGAGUGUGAACCAAAAUGUGACACCAACCAACGAUGGACGUAAAACCAUCAGAGAAACGUCGUCAUAUCCAACUCGAUAUGAUUAUAUUGAUAUUGAAGCUGUUAUGAACAAUGAACGAAUCAUAAAAAUUCUCUUCAACUGUGUUAUGAGCCGAGGACCAUGUACCAGAGAGGGUUUGGAGCUCAAAAGGAUUGUUCCAGAUGCAAUUCAAACAGAAUGUGCUAAAUGUAAUGAAAGACAAAGAAAACAAGCAGGCAAAGUUUUAGCUCAUUUACUACAGUACAAACCAGAGUAUUGGAAAAUGUUGGUGCAAAAAUUCGAUCCAAAUAAUGUCUAUUUGAGAAAGUAUAUGGCAGACAAUGAUGAUGACGAAAAAUUAUCUCUUCAAAAACUUAGUAACGAUACUACUAAAAAAAAGCGGAAUAUUUAGUUAUACAAUAAUUUUUUUAUUGAAUAACAAAUUUUAUAUUUUCUUUUGAAUAUAGUAGUAUAUAUUUUAAAUUAUAAAAAAUAAGCCAAUGCACCUAUAAUAUUAGAAGUAUUUUAAAGUGUAACAUUUAAAAAAUAUUAUCUUCAAGAUAUGUUUUAUAUAAUUUAUUGAUACAAUUUAAUUAUAUAUUUUACACACAUACUACAUACAUAUUUUUUGUCGUACUUAAUAGUUUUUAUUUCAUACACA